AUGCCGUCCUUGAGAGAGGCGCUCGACGCGGCUCGGGAGUUCCUUGCUCCUGCUUUGAAGCGUGGGAACGACGACGUUGUAGUUCGUCUGAGUAAUAAUAUUGGCGUCUCAUCCACUUCCGAUGCCCACCGAGCUGUGUUGCGAGCGGCUUUGGGCCAUUUGCUUCGCAUCCACGAGGCAGACAUAACCCAGCAAAACCAGGCACCCCCCGCCAACGGCGAAGGAGAAUAUGAUGAAGAUUCUAGACAAACUCUGUACGGACUAUUGGAUCUGGUGGCCAUUCGCGGGAUUCUUCCGUCUCUAUCGCCAGGGGUUGCAGCGAACCGACGCCCCAGGUCGACUAUCCCAGGCCUGAGUGAUGCGACUCCCGGCAGCAACAAGGACUCGGACCUGUUGUGCGGGAUUGUGGAUGGAAUGGGGGAAAUGCUCGGGAAUCCUGGUGCUGGUCUAGCCUCACUUAUCAGAGAACGCGUUUUGGUCGACGUUACUGCUGGGGCGGGAGAGCUUGCAUUCUCUCCAGACUCAAGCGAUGUUAUGCACCAGAAAUACGGAGACACUUUUGUGCUGAUCAUAAACAAAACCCCCAUUGCUUCGGCUUUGCCUCUCCUCACAUAUCUCAUGCAGCCUACGACUCCACCAUGGCUCAAGUCACAACUCUCCAAACAGCUUGCACUCGCUCCCUUACGCCCUCGUGGGGUUCGACACACAAUCGAGUUCAUAGCAUCCUCGUAUCCGCAGCCGCCACAAUCAUCGGACAACCAAGAUAGGACUACAGGCCCUUCUCUGCCUCUCGAAGCGCUGGUGCAAGCCUCAAAGCUUCUCUCCUCCGUCCCCAGCUCCAUGGAUGCGGAAGCAUACUUCACUGCUCUCGCCCCGCAGUUGCUGACGAUGCUUGAUGGUGCCGAAGGUCAAGAGCUCGCCAAAGCUGCAGCACUGGUGAUCGGCAGUGGUAUACUCGGGAAGAAAGCGCUGGGUGCUCCAGGGGCCAUAGGGUGGCGCCUUUUUGCCGAGCCCAUAAUCUUCAGCAUCAGUCCUCCCAAAGUACAAACCGUCAAGGCAGAAGUCUCAAGUACUUCUCUUCCAGAUGCCGCCCAGACUGUCGUUGCAGAGCCGGAACUUAGACGUGCAUUGAGCCGCCUGGUCACGCUCGUGACGUCACGUCCUAGUCCUGGCUUGACCAAACGUCUGCUCGGACGAUUGAUGCUGCCUCUUUGGGCCUUGCUCGGCUACGCCAAAUCUCAUCCUGUGGGCCAAGUCUGGAAGGACAUACCAUGGCAACUGCUCGAGGCCUUCUUCCGGCUGAGUGCCGGCGUGGAGCAGCUCGAAGCCUUGGCCUCGAACUUGCUCUGGGAUGGACCGCCGGCUUGGACUUUCGCCCCUGGAAGUGACGGUGGUAUCGAGAUUCGCCGGAGGGAACGGACCCCCGAUGAUGAUGCAUUCAAUGUCAUCGCGCAGAUGGGCAGCCUUGAGGAGAGGUUAGCCACCUAUCAGGAGCUUCUGACGUCGAAUUGCGUUGAGGACCAAGAUAUCGGAGACCUCUUCGUCAGAUUAAGUAGACGCUGGCUGGUACCACACUCAAUCCAGGCCGGAGGUGCGCCCAAGCUGGAGGCCCCCGCGGAAGAAGACCCGUUCCAGUCACUCAUCACUGCGAAAUUGGUCAUGGCCAUCCUUGAGAAGUUCAGAGACAAGCUGGCGACGCGGCCGGAGAACAUGAUCGAGCUCGUCAAGCAACUUCUCGACGAAUGGACCGAGUCCGAAAAGGCCAGGAAGCAGCGUGCAGAAAACUUGCAGAAGCCCUCCUAUACCGGGCUGCGUAACAUCGUCCAGCAGUCGCAGAAGCGGGACGAAGGAGCCGAACAACAACUCACCUCAGCGGCAGAAGUCGGCUCCAGUGAAAUACUGCCAGUGGCGCUCAGUCUCCUGAACACACUCCUCUCCACCCCCAACUUCCGCCCAACACCCCAAACAUCCUCCACCCUCUCCACCAUCCUCCCCACCCUUUCCGACCUCCACGACCGCGGACCAGGCAGCGAGCUCCCCCCCUCCGUUUCCAUGACAGCAUCAACCCUCACUACCCGCAUCACCACCCUCCUCAACAUCCCCGCCCCGUCCAAACCCAACAACCCCCGCACCUCCCCCUCCACCACCACCACCGCCACCGCCACCGCCACCGCCACCGCCGCCGACCAAGCCGCCCUCCAAACCGCCCUCAAAGACCUCACCUCCCCCGACCCGCCCCUCCGCGCCUCGGCCCUCAGCGCCAUCAGCGCCCUCGCCCGCGCCCGCUCCCCCGCCCUCGACCUCCCCCAGCUGACCCUCCUCCUCCUCAGCACCUCGCUCCCCGACCCGGACGAAUACGUCCACCUGCACGUGAUCCAGACCCUCGCCGCCCUCGCCUCGCUCGACCCCCAGCUCGUCGCGGGCCACCUCCUCGUGCGCGCCUUCGCCGACGUCGACGAGUCGUCGUCGUCGUCUUCUGGCAACGACGAGAACGCAAACGGGCUGGACGCGCGCCUCCGCGUCGGCGAAGUCCUCGGGCGCGUCGUGUCGGACAUGCAAGAAGCAUCACCGCCGCCGCCAUCGCUCACCACCCGCGCCGCCACAGCCGCGGUGCAGGCCGUCGUCAUCCGCCAAAUCGCCACCGCCUGCCUGCGCAUCGCCUCGCGGCGCGGGGCCCGCGCCUCCGCGCUCCGCGCCCGCCAACGCGCCGCGCGCCUGGCGGAGCGCAAGCGGCGUGCCGCGGAAAAGGCAUGGGGCGGGCCAGUCCCACAGAUCCUGGCCCCGGAGGAGGGCGGCGGGGACGAAGAUGCUGCUGCCGAACGCGACGCCGCCCUCCUCUCAUCCGUCGUCUCGGGCUGGUCCGACACCGGGCUCGACGAGGACGUGCGGCUGCGGGCGCUGGCGCUCAGCGUCUUCACGACCGUGGUGCGCGAGCCGGCGACGCUGGCGGUGCUGCCGCGGGCGGACGUGGCGGCGGGGGUGGACGUGGUGCUGGGGAGCCUGGCGCUCGAGACGGAGGAGCGGCACGCGGUUCUGAGGCGGGCGGCGGUGCUGGUGGUGUGGGGGUUGGUGGGGGCGAUGGACAAGGAGCUCGAGUCGGGUGGACGGGGAGGGGCGGUCGGGGAGGGGGAGGGGGUAGGGGCGGUGUUGACGCCGGAAAAGUGGGAGGAAGUGGGGGAGGUGGUUGGGUGGGUGAGGGACCGGGAUGCGGAUGCGGUGGUCAAGGGGCAUGCGGGCGAGGUGCUGGAGGCGCUGGAGACGUGGCGGGUGAAGAGGGCGUUGGGCGUGAGGGGGGACGGGUCGGCGGUGGCUGCUGGUGCUGGUGUCCGGCUGACGAAAGAUCUGGGGCUGGCUGAGCUGAGGGGGUUGAGCGUCAAUGCGGACGGGAGUAGUGGCGAGAGCCGUGGUAUGAAGCCUGUGGUUGAGGAGAUUGAAUAG
Molecule: messenger RNA, 3438 nt
Organism: Diplodia corticola
Lineage: Eukaryota; Fungi; Ascomycota; Dothideomycetes; Botryosphaeriales; Botryosphaeriaceae
Product: protein required for cell viability
Exons: 3
Coding region: 1-3438 (1145 amino acids)
Biological process (GO): protein secretion
Source: RefSeq, a predicted model, not a curated record